Messenger RNA from Cryptomeria japonica (Japanese cedar), 1506 nucleotides. Its product is annotated as plasmodesmata-located protein 8. The transcript has 3 exons. The record is from RefSeq and is a predicted model, not a curated record. NCBI's taxonomy places the organism in Eukaryota, Viridiplantae, Streptophyta, Pinopsida, Cupressales, Cupressaceae. Gene Ontology annotation, cellular component: plasmodesma. The coding region runs from base 165 to 1148 and encodes 327 amino acids.
GGCUACCAAACUAAAGUUCCGCUUAAAAUACUCAUCCUCAUCCGUGGCCAACUUUUUUUUCAAACCAAAAUGUACAUAAAAUACAGAGACCACAUCGCACGGAACUGAGGUGAGUGAGUGGCGUAGCGGGAAAGCCAUCGGAGGCGGUAUAUACGAGAAGGGGCAUGGCAGGUCAGGGCAGGGCAGCUAAUGGCGCUUCAAAAAAACUAACCCUCCGGCGCUCAAAAAGAGGAAAAAAAACGGAUCCGCGCUUUAAAAAUCCCCGGGGUUCGAACUUUGGAUCUGUCGACUCGAUUCACAUUUUAAUGGCGCUCCUCCGCAUCCAUCUCCUGCUCAUUGCCGUUUCUUUCGUUGCCACAGCAGAUGACAACAAUAAAAUGCACGCGGAAAUUUAUCGGAACUGCUCAGACGCAGAGUACAAUGAGGGAAGCCCAUACCAGAACAAUCUGAACACAUUUCUGGAGUCCGUGGCUUCAGAGGAGCGCGCAACGAGUAGUUUUUUCUACAAGCAGAGAGUCGGCCAACUGUACGGCGUGUUCCAGUGCAGAGGCGACGUUAGCGAGGAAGAGUGCCGCGACUGCAAACGCGUGGUCGCAAUGCGGGCAACGGUGCUCUGCGGGACCAGCGUCGGUGCGCGACUGCAGCUCCGCGGAUGUUUUCUGCGCUACGGUAAUUCCAAAUUCUUCUCUGCACCGGGUGAACAGCUGGUCUAUAAGGCCUGUAGUCCUGAGACUACCACAGACCCAGGGUUUUUCUCCAAGCGUGACAAUGUGCUGUCCGGGCUGGAGCAGGGCAGCUUUUCGGGCAACAAUUUUAGGGUCACUAGCUCCGGGGAUUCGAACGAGGGACCGCCAAUCUAUGGCUAUGCGCAGUGCGAGGGGGAUUUAUCGUGGCCUGAGUGUGCAGACUGUGUGCUCAACGCGGCAACGGAUUUGAAACGCAUUUGCCCGAAUUCUGUUUCGGGUCAAGUCUAUUUGCAGAAAUGUUAUGUCAGUUACACACAGGGGGACUCUCACUCACAUCAUGAUACGGAGGCCAAUCACGUGACUGCCAAGACGGUCGCCAUUGUCAUUGGGGGUGUUGCAGCUAUCAUCUUUACCUUCAUUUUCUUGAUGUUCUUGAAGUCCAUAUGCAAACAAGAUGAUUGAACGGAGUGGGGUUGGGGUUGGGGUGGACUGUACUAUAUAAGGGAGAAGGAACGGAUUAUUUUUCUCCGUUUGUCAGGGACGUUUUUUUUGCAGAGUAAAACUGGUGACCCACCUUUGAUUUGGAGAAAAAAAGGAGAAAAAUUUGCGUCCCCGACAGUUUCUUUUCAGUGUCCUGAAUGAUAAUAGGAUGGUGACAAGAUAUCCUGUUUGUAAUCCCAAUAUGGGUGUAUAGGAUAUUUGGUCUAAGUUAGAUGGGCAUAGCAUCCCAUGAAACGAAGGGAAUUUGUUAAUUAAUUGAUUAUUAUUAUUAUUAUUUAUAUGAUAUUGGAACAAGAUUCCAAUGGCAUUUCCUCGUGAA